This is a messenger RNA of Kluyveromyces lactis, 1194 nucleotides long. It is a transcript of the gene MFM1, whose product is annotated as Mfm1p. Gene Ontology annotation, molecular function: magnesium ion transmembrane transporter activity. The transcript has a single exon. Gene Ontology annotation, cellular component: mitochondrial inner membrane. The record is from RefSeq and is a predicted model, not a curated record. Bases 1 to 1194 code for a protein of 397 amino acids. Gene Ontology annotation, biological process: mitochondrial magnesium ion transmembrane transport. Lineage: Eukaryota; Fungi; Ascomycota; Saccharomycetes; Saccharomycetales; Saccharomycetaceae.
AUGUUAUUUAUACGGCAGCUUUCAGUUAUUCCUAAAGCGCCUGCUUUUGCUAAAUUUUUCCAUACCGCGGGACUGGUCCGCCAAAAGCUGUCGGACCCUAAUCACUUAGCAAUACUCUUGCAAAAGAACCUCGCUCAAAGAAACAGCUCUCUGUACAAUCCCGAACUAGAGACCAUACGAUGCACAAUAUUCGAUAGGCAUGGAAAUAUGCAGAAACCGUCCAUCGAUCUACGAAGAGAUGAGCUCAUACACACACAUGGACUCCUACCCCGAGACUUGCGAAAGGUUGAAAAAUCGAGGAGAAAUGACUUGGUUCCCAGUGUUCUUGUGCGUGAGAAUAGCAUUUUGGUUAGUAUAUUGAACAUUAGGGCUUUGGUAAAAUCAGACAUGUUAAUUCUUUUCGAUUCGAUGGGUAUAAAAUUGGAUUCGGUUUCUCAACAGAAUUUCAUUGCGGAUUUACAACUGAGAUUACAAAAUAGAAGCGGUUUUGAGGUACCAGAUGUUGUGAAUAAAGAUCCUUUGCCUUACGAGUUUAGAGCAGUAGAGUCCAUUUUUAUUUCGGCUAUAUCUAACCUUAACGCAGAGCUCAAGGUUCACCUGAAUGUUUCAACGGGUAUUUUGCAAGACUUAGAAUAUAGUAUUACUAGAGAUAAGCUACGGUAUCUUUUGAUUCAAAAUAAGAAACUUAGCGUCUUUCACAAAAAAUCUUUCUUGAUGAGAGAAAUGAUUGAAGAACUAUUAGAGCAAGAUGAUGUCUUGUGUGAAAUGUACUUGACUGAGAAACAAUUAGGGAAGCCUAGAGAAGAGCAUGAUCAUGCAGAAAUUGAAAUGCUUUUAGAAACUUAUUACAAUCAUGUCGAUGAAAUUGUUCAAACUGUAGGAAAUACAAUGUCCAAUAUCAAAACUACAGAAGAAAUAAUCAAUAUCAUUCUUGAUUCAAAUAGAAAUCAAUUGAUGUUACUUGGAUUGCGUUUCAGUAUUGGUUUACUCUCGUUAGCCGGUUCUAUUUUUAUUGCCUCAAUCUACGGUAUGAACUUAGAGAACUUUAUAGAGGAAGGUAACGUUGGAUUCCCCGUGGUAUCGACAUUGGGGGUUAUUCUAAUGGCAUAUCUGUUUGCAUUCUCCGUCAAACAUUUACACAAGUUGGAAAAGGUUCAGUUAAUGAGUCAUGGAAAAAGCUCUACGCUAAAAUAA